CUGCUUCCUCUCUUUGGUGUUAUUGACCCUUUCCCAGCGCGGGACGCGAUAGAAGCGAACGAGAGUGCCGGGCCCAAGGUCCUCCGUGUCCUGCUGGGCAGGGACGAUGCACUGACUUGGGCGCUGAGCCCAGGAGGGAACGCAAAAGGCUGCUGUCCCUCCUGUCAGGUUCACCUCACACUGCUGCCCGUCUUCUCCACCCGCGGCCGCCUGGACGACUCCGGACCGACCGCCUGGGGCAGAGGUGGCGGUCUUGGCCGCGUGGCUGUGGAGAGGCCGCGGCCCUCGGGGCGGCGGUAGCGGCGUCAGGGCUGGGGAGGAGGAGGAGGGAAGAUGGCGUCGGAGCUGGAGCCCGAGGUGCAAGCCAUCGACCGGAGUUUGCUGGAUUGUUCGGCUGAGGAAACCGCAGGGAAAUGGCUGCAAGCAACUGACCUCACUAGAGAAGUAUACCAGCAUUUAGCCCACUAUGUACCCAAAAUCUACUGCAGGGGUCCCAACCCUUUUCCACAGAAAGAAGACAUGCUGGCCCAGCAUGUUUUGUUGGGACCGAUGGAAUGGUACCUUUGUGGUGAAGAUCCUGCAUUGGGAUUUCCGAAACUGGAACAAGCAAACAAACCUUCUCAUCUUUGUGGUCGUGUUUUUAAAGUAGGAGAACCUACAUACUCUUGCAGAGACUGUGCAGUUGAUCCAACUUGUGUUUUAUGCAUGGAGUGCUUUUUGGGAAGUAUUCACAGAGACCACCGAUAUAGGAUGACCACAUCAGGAGGUGGAGGUUUCUGUGACUGUGGUGAUACUGAAGCUUGGAAAGAGGGUCCUUACUGUCAAAAACAUGAACUUAACACCUCUGAAAUUGAGGAAGAAGAGGAUCCUCUUGUGCAUUUAUCAGAAGAUGUGAUAGCAAGAACUUACAACAUUUUUGCUCUUAUGUUUCGGUAUGCAGUAGAGAUAUUAACCUGGGAAAAAGAAAAUGAACUGCCAGUAGAUUUAGAGAUACUAGAGAAGAAUGACACCUACUAUUGCAUGCUGUUUAAUGAUGAGGUUCAUACCUAUGAACAAGUUAUUUAUACUCUUCAGAAAGCUGUUAACUGUACACAAAAAGAGGCCAUUGGCUUUGCAACUACAGUAGAUCGAGAUGGACGUAGGUCUGUUCGAUAUGGAGACUUCCAGUAUUGUGAGCAAGCAAAAUCAGUCAUUGUGAGAAAUACCAGUAGACAGACAAAGCCACUCAAAGUUCAAGUUAUGCAUUCAUCUAUUGUCGCACAUCAGAAUUUUGGUUUGAAACUUUUGUCUUGGCUGGGAAGUAUAAUUGGAUAUUCAGAUGGCCUUCGCCGAAUUUUAUGUCAAGUUGGUUUACAGGAAGGGCCAGAUGGUGAAAACUUUUCUCUAGUGGAUAGAUUGAUGCUUAGUGACUCCAAAUUGUGGAAAGGUGCUAGGAGUGUGUAUCAUCAGUUGUUCAUGAGCAGUCUACUUAUGGAUUUAAAAUACAAGAAACAAUUUGCUGUUCGAUUUGCAAGGAAUUACCAGCAGUUGCAGAGAGAUUUUAUGGAGGAUGAUCACGAGCGAGCAGUGUCCGUGACUGCUCUGUCUGUCCAGUUCUUCACUGCCCCUACUCUGGCUCGAAUGCUCAUCACAGAAGAAAACCUGAUGACCAUUAUCAUUAAGACUUUUAUGGAUCAUUUGAGACAUCGAGAUGCCCAGGGCAGAUUUCAGUUUGAACGAUAUACCUCUUUACAAGCCUUCAAGUUUAAGAGAGUUCAGAGCCUUAUUUUAGAUCUCAAGUAUGUGUUAAUUAGCAAACCGACUGAAUGGUCAGAUGAUCUGAGACAGAAGUUCCUAGAAGGAUUUGAUGCCUUUUUGGAAUUACUCAAAUGUAUGCAGGGAAUGGAUCCAAUCACACGUCAAGUAGGACAACAUAUUGAAAUGGAACCAGAGUGGGAAGCAGCCUUCAUGCUACAAAUGAAAUUAACACAUGUCAUUUCAAUGAUGCAGGACUGGUGUGCUUUAGAUGAAAAAGUGUUGAUUGAAGCUUACAAGAAAUGCCUUGCUGUAUUGAUGCAGUGUCAUGGUGGUUUUACUGAUGGUGAACAGCCAAUCACAUUAAGCAUUUGUGGACACUCAGUGGAAACUAUCAGAUACUGUGUUUCCAAAGAAAAAGUUAGCAUUCACCUCCCAGUUUCUCGCUUACUUGCAGGUUUGCAUGUAUUAUUAAGCAAAAGUGAAGUGGCAUAUAAAUUUCCAGAGCACCUACCUCUAAGUGAACUUAGCCCACCCAUGUUGAUAGAACAUCCUCUUAGAUGUCUUGUUUUAUGUGCCCAAGUACAUGCAGGAAUGUGGAGAAGAAAUGGGUUCUCUCUAGUAAACCAGAUCUAUUACUACCAUAAUGUGAAAUGCAGACGUGAAAUGUUUGACAAGGAUAUAGUAAUGCUUCAGACAGGUGUCUCCAUGAUGGAUCCAAAUCAUUUCCUGAUGAUAAUGCUCAGCCGCUUCGAACUCUAUCAGAUUUUCAGUACUCCAGACUAUGGAAAAAGGUUUAGUUCUGAGAUUACCCAUAAGGAUGUAGUUCAGCAAAACAAUACUCUAAUAGAAGAAAUGCUGUACCUCAUUAUAAUGCUUGUUGGAGAGAGGUUUAGUCCUGGAGUUGGACAAGUAAAUGCUACAGAGGAAACUAAGCGAGAGAUUAUCCAUCAGUUGAGCAUCAAACCCAUGGCUCAUAGUGAAUUGGUAAAGUCUUUACCUGAAGAUGAGAACAAGGAGACUGGCAUGGAGAGUGUAAUUGAAGCAGUUGCCCAUUUCAAGAAACCUGGAUUAACAGGACGAGGCAUGUAUGAACUGAAACCAGAGUGUGCCAAAGAGUUCAACUUGUAUUUCUAUCACUUUUCAAGGGCAGAGCAGUCCAAGGCAGAGGAAGCUCAGCGGAAAUCAAAGAGACAAAAUAGAGAAGAUACAGCUCUUCCACCUCCAGUUUUACCUCCAUUCUGCCCUCUGUUUGCAAGUCUGAUUAACAUUUUACAGUCAGAUGUCAUGCUGUGCAUCAUGAGAACAAUACUGCAGUGGGCUGUAGAACAUAAUGGAUAUGCCUGGUCUGAGUCCAUGCUGCAAAGGGUGUUACAUUUAAUUGGAAUGGCACUACAAGAAGAAAAACAGCAUUUAGAGAAUGUCAUGGAAGAGCAUGUAGUAACAUUUACCUUCACUCAGAAGAUAUCAAAACCUGGUGAAGCACCACACAACUCUCCUAGCAUAUUAGCUAUGCUGGAAACACUACAAAAUGCUCCCUACCUAGAAGCCCACAAAGAUAUGAUUAGGUGGAUAUUAAAGACUUUUAAUGCUAUUAAGAAGAUAAGGGAGAGUUCAUCUGCCAGUCCUGUGGCAGAGACAGAAGGAACCGUAAUGGAAGAGAAUUCAAGAGACAAAGACAAAGCUGAGAGGAAGAGAAAAGCCGAGAUUGCCAGGCUGCGCAGAGAAAAGAUCAUGGCCCAGAUGUCUGAGAUGCAGCGGCACUUUAUUGAUGAGAACAAAGAACUCUUUCAGCAGACAUUAGAACUAGAUGCCUCCACCUCUGCUGUUCUUGAAAAUAGCCCUAUGGUUUCAGAUAUGACACUUACAGCAUUGGGCCCAGCACAAACUCAGGUCCCUGAACAGAGACAAUUUGUUACCUGUAUAUUGUGUCAAGAGGAGCAAGAGGUGAAGGUGGAAAGCAGGGCAAUGGUCCUGGCAGCAUUUGUUCAAAGAUCAACUGUAUUAUCAAAAAACAGAAGUAAAUUCAUUCAGGAUCCAGAAAAAUAUGAUCCAUUAUUCAUGCACCCUGAUCUGUCUUGUGGAACACACACUGGUAGCUGUGGACAUGUUAUGCAUGCCCAUUGUUGGCAAAGGUAUUUUGAUUCCGUUCAAGCUAAAGAACAGCGAAGGCAACAGAGAUUACGCUUACAUACAAGCUAUGAUGUAGAAAAUGGAGAAUUCCUUUGUCCCCUUUGUGAAUGCUUGAGUAACACUGUUAUUCCUCUGCUGCUUCCUCCAAGAAAUAUUUUUAACAGCAGGUUAAAUUUUUCAGACCAACCAAGUCUGACUCAGUGGAUUAGAACAAUAUCUCAGCAAAUAAAAGCAUUACAAUUUCUUAGGAAAGAAGAAAGUACUCCUAAUAUUGCCUCUUCAAAGAAUUCAGAAAUUAUGGAUGAAUUGCAGCUCCCUGAAGGGUUUAGGCCUGAUUUUCAUCCUAAGAACCCUUAUUCUGAGAGCAUAAAAGAAAUGCUAAAAACAUUUGGAACUGCCACCUAUAAAGUGGGACUAAAGGUUCAUCCCAAUGAAGAGGAUCCCCGUGUGCCCAUAAUGUGUUGGGGUAGUUGUGCAUACACCAUCCAAAGUAUAGAAAGAAUUUUAAGUGAUGAAGGAAAACCAUUGUUUGGUCCUUUACCUUGCAGACUGGAUGACUGUCUUAGGUCAUUAACAAGAUUUGCCGCAGCACACUGGACAGUGGUAUCACUUCCAGUGGUGCAAGAACACUUCAGUAAACUUUUUGCAUCAUUGGUUCCUGAUGACAACUACAGAGACCUUCCAUGUAUAUUAGAUAUCGACAUGUUUCAUUUAUUGGUGGGACUGGUGCUCGCUUUCCCUGCGUUGCAGUGUCAGGAUUUUUCAGGGAUCAGCCUUGGUGCUGGAGACAUUAACAUUUUCCAUCUGGUCACUAUGGCACACAUCAUACAGAUCUUACUUACCUCCUGUACAGAAGAGAAUGGCAUGGAUCAAGGAAAUCCUGCUGGUGAAGAAGAAUUAGCAGUUCUUGCUUUGUUUAAAUCACUUCACCAGUAUAUGGGAAGUUCCUUGAAAGAAAUGCCCUCUGGCUGGCAUCUGUGGAGGAAUGUCAGAACUGGAAUCAUGCCUUUCCUAAAGUGUUCUGCUUUGUUUUUUCAUUACUUAAAUGGAGUUCCUUCCCCACCUGAAAUUCAAGUUUCGGGAACAAGCCAUUUUGAACAUUUAUGUAACUAUCUUUCCCUGCCAAACAACCUCAUUUGCCUUUUUCAAGAAAAUGGUGAGAUAAUGAAAUUACUGAUUGAAAGUUGGUGUCAUAACAUUGACGUUAAAAGAUAUGCAGAAGGUGAAAGAGAUGCUAUAAGCUAUCCAAGAGAAUCUAACAAAUUAAUAGACCUUCCAGAGGAUUACAGCAGCCUCAUUAAUCAGGCAUCUAAUUUCUCGUGCCCCAAAUCAGGUGGUGAUAAGAGCAGAGCCCCAACUUUAUGUCUUGUGUGUGGAACUCUGUUGUGCUCCCAGAGCUACUGUUGUCAGACUGACCUGGAAGGGGAAGAUGUAGGAGCCUGCACAGCUCACACAUACUCCUGUGGUUCUGGGGUGGGCAUCUUCCUGAGAGUACGGGAAUGUCAGGUGCUCUUUCUAGCCGGCAAAACCAAAGGCUGUUUUUACUCUCCUCCUUACCUUGAUGACUAUGGGGAAACCGACCAGGGACUCAGACGGGGAAAUCCUUUACAUUUGUGCACAGAGCGAUUUCGGAAGAUUCAGAAGCUUUGGCACCAGCACAGCAUCACGGAGGAAAUCGGACACGCACAGGAGGCGAACCAGACCCUGGUGGGCAUUGACUGGCAGCAUUUAUGAUGGUGGCACUAACAAAACUGUACACUUGGAGUUUUGUGACCCAGUUGGCUUUUUAAGAAAGAGAAUAGGAAAUAAGUUCUGCUGAAUUUGGAAAUGAAUUCUUUAGGCGCUUCUUCAGUUUUAUUAUCAUAGUUUCUGGCUCGAGAGACUGAUGAAAAUCAUUUUCUGUCAGCGGACUUUCUUGCACCAUUUGCUGUGUCCCUGAAACAUAACUUCUUGAAUUGUAAGGUCCAGCAAGCAGCUUCUCUUCCUGGGCUGGGUGCUCCAGCUGCUUUGUGGGCAUCUGACUGCAUGCGACAGUUCCCAGUAGUCUGAGCCACGUUACAUUACCGAUCACAGGGAACUCCAGGCCUGAAGCUGAUUCGACUACGGCAGGAAACGGUCUCUGCAGUGUGUUGGAGUUAUGCUUCUGGUCCCUCAGUGAUGCUCAACACUGGGACUGAGUUGCUGUCCCUUCUGCUGACAGGACCCUACCUCUAAGCAAAGCAGUGGGCUUUGAAAGCAUCAAUCCCUGUCUCCAUCAGCUGUGAGAGGGCUGAGGGCGCUGAUGCAGGAAGAGCCUGUGGGAAGAAGGGGAAGGUGCUUUCUUUGUAUGCUGGCUGCUUUUUAGGGCUGUAGAAGAUUGGAUUUUGUUUUCCUUUUUGUCAAGACUUUUGGCUUUGAGAGAAAAAACUUACUUUAAAAGGGCUUUUUAAAAACUUAAAAGAGUAUCCUAGUUUUUCAGACAAUAUAUUCUCUUAUUUCUAAGACUAAAUUGAGAGAUUGUGUGCAUCUAGAAUCAAGCACUAGUGAAAAAAAUGAGAACUUGGUGUUUUGCAGUUCCCUCCCUCCUACCCCUUCCAGCAUUUCCGGAAUAGAUGAGUUGCUCUUUCUUUGCUGGCUCACUUAGUACAUUCCUGGGACAGCCUAUGCACCCAGGCUUUUUAUUGUUUUUAAACAUUAUUGUUCUUACUAAGAGGUGCCUUCCUAGAAUGAUAGCCGCUUAGUAAAAUAGCUUAUAACUAUUACAUACGACACAGCCACUCCAUUUGAUACGCAUGUGCUGAGAGCUUGACAAUGGAGGGAUGGCAGGUUUUGUAUGAGGAAUAAAUUCUGAGCCUCUCCGAGUGGGGGCUAAAGGACAAAUGAAUAAAACACUCUUGGAUUUUUUUAGCCAUUGCAAGUAACCCUUUCACUCAGUUUUCUUUGAACUGUGUCUCAGAGUUCUGUUCCAUUCAGCUUUGCACGCUCCCUGUCUACCCGGGAGGAUGGUCAGCAGUCCAGACUGUAUGCUAAGAUAUGUGAGACGCAGAAGCCGCAUUCGCUGCUUCCCCUCCAAGGCAGUAGGUGAAAGAAGCUCUUCCUCUGCAAGAAUGACGCUAACUUCCUGCUUGGGACUGGCCCAGCAGCUGAGAAGGACCCGCAGGAAGAAACUCCACUUAGAACCCAGUGCUCUCCCCCUUUUGCUGGCUCCUUUUGCCAUUCAUAAGGUCUGGUGGUUUGGGCUGUGAGUGCCAUAAUGAUUUGAAUGUUUAUUUCAGCCUUUGUCACAUCCCUGUGAUCCUUUAGCAUUUAAAUCCAGCUUCUUUUGGCUUUUCUCCAUAUGUUCAUCAAGCUUAUAUUUUAAAUGAUAAGACCAUGUUUCUCCCUCUGUAAGUGAAUUAUAAACAUUUUCACCACAUCAUAACAAUACUCAGGCUUUUGGGACUGACUCUUGUUAGCAGAGGUGUCCCUGGGUUCCAUUCUCUGAGAAUGUCAGGGGUCUGAGAGAAAAUGAAUUUCCAUGAAAUAGCAGGGCAUGCACCCCUCUGUCUUCCGGUGUGUGCGUCAUUAAGCUAAUUGUCUCCCCUUCCUAAGGAAUCAUACUAGUUUUAUGAUUUGUUCUGCAUGUAUCAUGUUUAUUAUAGAAAUGUUUAUAUAAUCAUGCUUUCUGUAUCAGGGAAAAUCAUAUCUGUUUAAUACAUUGGCUAUAACUUUAAAUAUCUGUGGACAACUUGUAAAAUUUGGAAUGUAUCAUAUGUAAAAAGUUUAAAGAUACCCAAAUAAAUGCUUUAGGUGUUAUUACUUUG
Molecule: messenger RNA, 7649 nt
Organism: Manis pentadactyla (Chinese pangolin)
Lineage: Eukaryota; Metazoa; Chordata; Mammalia; Pholidota; Manidae
Gene: UBR2
Product: ubiquitin protein ligase E3 component n-recognin 2
Exons: 47
Coding region: 334-5601 (1755 amino acids)
Biological process (GO): ubiquitin-dependent protein catabolic process via the N-end rule pathway
Cellular component (GO): cytoplasm; ubiquitin ligase complex
Molecular function (GO): zinc ion binding; ubiquitin protein ligase activity
Source: RefSeq, a predicted model, not a curated record